AGGUAAAUCCGCAUUCGCGAAGGUGUCUCCUGAGACAUCCGGGGGAGCUUCUACAUGACAAAGCUGCGCCGUGGGAGCGGAGACACCUGUCCCCGAGCCCCGUCCCCUCCCCACAGGUGGGCUGCCGUCAGGACGACGCGCAAGCCCCGCGGCGACCGCCCUUCGAGCGCCCGCCCAGCAGGGAGCCCACCGCGGACCGCGAAGGCAGCGCUCCUGCCCCGCCGAGCUAAGGCUUAGCUCCCAGUGGGGCCGGGCCCCCUCGUCGUCGUCGGGGGGCCCGGGAUGCGGGAGGGCCGCGGCAGGGAGGAGGCGGCACGGCCGGCGGGCGGGCAGCUCGUGGCGUCACAAAGUGGGGCCUCCUUGCACAUCAGAGAGCAGGAAACGUUUAUUCAGUCACCAAACCAAACUUCUGUUGCUGAGCAUGGGGCGUCGGCGGGGCCCCAGGCGCUGGCAGCCGACCGGGCCGAACACCGUAGCAAGAGGCUUCGUCCCGCGGUCAGGAAGGAGGAGGGGGUCCGAGAGGGAGGGGGUCCGCUCCAGGCUUCCUCCUCCCUCCCUUCCCGCACCUGCUCCUCCAGCGCCCUGCCCCCCUCCCAGGCGCGGGGUUCCGCCAGCGCGGACUCCAGACCCGGCUCAGAGCGGGUGCCCAGUGAAUGCUGGAGGACAAGAGACACGUCCCAGCGCGCAGGCCGCCGGGCGGGACCCCUGGGGACGGGGCGCGCGUCCCGGGGCUCAGGCCGCGCGGCGGGACCCGUGGGGACGGGACCCGGUGGGACCGAGCGCAUGUCCGGCAGGUGGAACCGAGAACGAGCGUGUGCGUCCCCCUGGCCCCCACUCCUCGCUCCUUGCACCUCUCGGGCUGGCUGCCCCCUGGAGCAGGUUUCGGGGCGCUCCGGGGUAACUGCGGCCGCAAGCCCUUGCCGUCUCACAUCUCGGGGCCGAGAUGGAGGGAACACGCGGGUCUCCGCCUGCCCCGCGUCCGAAACCUCGCGCACGCGGGGUCUGCAGGUUUCAAUCUGCGGCUUCGCGGAGACUCGCGGUGCCGCACUUGACAGGCUCCUCGCUCCGCCCCCGACGAGCCAGGACCAUCUCAGCAAAGAAUCCUGCCGAGUCCGCUUAGCCCGGAUUCCCGCGCGCUGAGAGCGGACCCUCACCCCGCCCGACGUCAGGCCACCCCCCGCCUGCGGCGGGCAUCCUGUCGGGCCGGUUUCGCCGGAACCCCCACCUGGCUGGCGCCGGAGUGACCCGUCUGUGCUAGGCAGGAAGGAGGGCUUCACCCCAAAUUCCUUCCUCCUUUGGUGCAGGCCGAGCGGCGCUCAGGAGACCCGCA
Messenger RNA from Hyaena hyaena (striped hyena), 1330 nucleotides. RefSeq lists its product as uncharacterized. The transcript is spliced from 2 exons. The record is from RefSeq and is a predicted model, not a curated record. Bases 283 to 1140 code for a protein of 285 amino acids. NCBI's taxonomy places the organism in Eukaryota, Metazoa, Chordata, Mammalia, Carnivora, Hyaenidae.